This is a messenger RNA of Corythoichthys intestinalis (scribbled pipefish), 6548 nucleotides long. RefSeq names its product ecotropic viral integration site 5b (gene evi5b). The record is from RefSeq and is a predicted model, not a curated record. NCBI's taxonomy places the organism in Eukaryota, Metazoa, Chordata, Actinopteri, Syngnathiformes, Syngnathidae. The coding region runs from base 353 to 2782 and encodes 809 amino acids. The transcript is spliced from 19 exons.
CGCAGUGGCAUGUAAACACCGCCUGUACAGUGUAGGCCGCCUGCCUGUCUGAGACGUCGCUGUCCACGUAUUAGACGGUCGCAAUGGCAGCCAGACCAAGUAAGGAGCCACCCCGCAGUCAGCGUAGACAACGCUAACGCGUCCUGGUGGAAAAGCAAUAGAAAGCGGAAAAAACUAAACUUUCCUCGAGUUUUUCUACGCGAAAAUGCAGCGGACGCUAUCUUAAUGCAUGGGAAACAAGCCAGGCGAGGAAGUCGGCGCGGCGUGUUAAAAUCGCUUCAAGGUGGCGACAGACAAGGCUUCCGGUAGGCUGAGUUCUACUCUCUCAUGGGUGAAGAAGUCGGUCGGUCAGAUGGCUAGCCAGGUGGCCCCGCCCACGUCCCUGCCGAGCUCCGCGUCCUCGCCGUCGUUGUCCUCGCCGUCGUCACCGCCUCAGCUCAGCCCCGAUGACGUGGAGCUGCUGGCCAAGCUGGAGGAGCAGAACAGGCUUCUGGAGACGGACAGCAAAUCUCUGCGCUCCAUGAACGGCUCGCGGAGGAACAGCGGCUCCUCACUGGUGUCCAGCUCCUCGGCCUCCUCCAACCUUUCGCACCUGGAGGAGGACUCCUGGAUCCUGUGGGGGCGCAUCGUCAAUGAGUGGGAGGAGGUCCGCAAGAAGAAGGAGAAGCAGCUCAAGGAUCUGGUUCGAAAAGGGAUCCCGCACCACUUCCGCGCCAUUGUGUGGCAGCUACUAUGCAACGCCCAGAACAUGACCAUCAAGGACCAGUACUCGGAGCUCUUGAAGAUGACGUCGCCGUGCGAAAAGCUGAUUCGCCGGGAUAUCGCCCGCACGUAUCCCGAGCACGACUUCUUCAAGGAGAAGGACAGUCUGGGCCAGGAGGUUCUCUUCAACGUCAUGAAGGCCUACUCGCUGGUGGACCGAGAGGUGGGAUAUUGUCAAGGCAGCGCUUUCAUCGUAGGGCUGCUGCUCAUGCAGAUGCCCGAAGAGGAGGCCUUUUGCGUUUUUGUCAAGCUGAUGCAGGAUUACAGGCUGCGAGAGCUCUUCAAACCCAGCAUGGCCGAGCUGGGACUCUGCAUGUACCAGUUUGAAUGCAUGAUUCAGGAGGACCUCCCCGAGCUCCACGUGCACUUCCAGGCACAGAGCUUCCACACGUCCAUGUACGCCUCCUCCUGGUUUCUCACCAUCUUCCUCACCUCCUUCCCGCUGCCCGUGGCCACACGGAUCUUUGACAUCUUCAUGUGCGAGGGUCUGGAGAUCGUGUUCCGAGUGGGCCUGGCCAUUCUGCAGAUGAACCAGGCCGAGCUGAUCCAGCUGGACAUGGAGGGAAUGUUACAGCACUUUCAGAAGGUCAUCCCUCGGCAGCUGGACGGCGGUCCCGACAAGGUCAUUCAGGCAGCCUAUCAGUUUAAGUACAACGCCAAGAAGAUGAAAAAGUUAGAAAAAGAAUACACUACCAUCAAGACCAAAGAAAUGGAAGAGCAAGUGGAAAUCAAAAGGUUACGCACAGAGAACCGCCUACUGAAGCAGAGGAUCGACACGCUGGAGAAGGAAAGUGCUUCCUUGGCAGAUAGAUUGAUCCAGGGCCAAGUGACUCGGGCUCAGGAGGCGGAGGAGAACUACCUGGUCAAGAGGGAGUUGGCCACGCUCAAACAGCAGAGCGAGGAGGCGGGUGCUCAGUUGGAGCAGGCCCACAAAACCAUCAGGCAGCUUCAGCAGCAGCCGCAAGGGAAGGGGGCGCUACGCUGUUCGGAGGAGGCGGUGCUGCAACUGGAGCGAGAGCUGGUGCAGGCGCGGCUCAAGGAGGCGGAGUCUCAGUGCGCUCUUAAGGAGAUGCAGGAUAAGAUCCUGGAUAUGGAGAAGCGCAACACGUCACUACCGGACGACACCAACGUGGCCCGACUACAGGAGGAGCUAAUGGCCGUGACGGUCCGGGAGACCGAAGCGCUGGCAGGCCUCAAGGAACUACGGCAGCAGGUCCGAGACCUGGAGGACCACUGGCAGCGCCACCUAGCGCGAACGUCGGGCCGCUGGCGGGAAAGCCCCAAGAAGAACACGCUGGCCGAACUUCAGGACGAACUCAUGAGCGUGCGGCUGCGUGAGGCCGAGGCUCAAGCCGAGAUGCGCGAAAGCCGUCAGAGGAUGCUGGAACUAGAAACGCAGAACCAAAUUCACGGCAAUCAGCUUCGCCGGGCGGAACAGGAAGCACGAGGCCUUCAAGAUCGCGUUCAGACGUUGACGUCGCAGAACAAAGAUCUCAACUCGCAGUUGCAGGAGAUCAAACGGCGGCAAGCCGAGAUGGAAUGCAAGAGCAAAGAGGAAGUGAUGGCGGUCAGGCUGAGGGAAGCUGACAACAUGGCCGCCAUGGCGGAGCUGCAGCAGCAGAUCUCAGAGUUGGAGAUUCAGAAAGAAGAAGGGAAGGUGAAAGGUCAACUGAACCACAGCGACUCCAACCAGUACAUCACAGACCUCAAAGAUCAGAUUCGCGAGCUCAAACACGAGAUUUGCUGCUUAAAGGGACAGCGCGACGCUUCAAGCAAAACAUCCGCCUUUGACGGCAUCCACAUCAUCAACCACUACGCACGGCGUCACCACCGGGACGACGAUGACGACGGCUCAUACCACUCUUCCGACGACGAGGGAGGCCCCAAGGACGGCCACCGCAUCGUCCUCCACCCCAAACUUGGCGGCACGGACAGCGAGGACGACGAAGACGAGGACAGCGACGCGUUGAGGCUCUCCGUCCCCGCCAACGUCGGGAAUCACAAAACCACCGCCGUGUGACCUUUUCGGUACACAGAGACAACAAAAAACAAAACAUUUUAAUCUAUAUCACACUUCAUUCAACGGGAUUUUAUACGAACAUUAUUUUUUUAAACAACUCGGCGUUUACGCGAGCAUCCAUUUUGUCACUUUUUUUGGGGAGGGCGGACAUUUUGCCUUUGAAAUGACACAUUUCAAUCUUUUUGAAAAUUGACCCGGCGACGAGCCGUCAUUGGAGGAAACGAACUGAAAACGGACAAAUCCCCAGCAGGGCCGAGAACAAAAAGUGGUAUUUGCCAUGUGGCAAAAUGGAUUUUGCCAUGUGGCAUUUUUUUUGCCAUGUGACUUUUUUUUCUGCCAUAUGGCAAAAUUGAUUUUGCCAUGAGGCAUUUUUUGGCAUGUGGCAAAAUGGAUUUUGCCAUUGGGCAUUUUUUUUUGCCAUGUGGCAAAAUUAAUUUUGCCAUGUGGCAUUUUUUUUGCCAUGUGACAUUUUUUUUUUGGCAUGUGGCAAAAUGGAUUUUGCCAUUCGGCAUUUUUUGUGCCAUGUGGCAAAAUUUAUUUUGCCAUGUGGCAUUUUAUUUGCCAUGUGGCAUUUUUUUGCCAUGUGACAUUUUUUUUUUCUGCCAUGUGGCAUUUUUUUGCCAUGUGGCAAAAUUGAUUUUACCAUGAGGCAUUUUUUGCCAUGUGGCAAAAUGCAUUUUGCCAUGUGUGGCAUUUUUUGCCAUGUGGCAAAAUUGAUUUUGCCAUGUGGAAUUUUUUUGCCAUGUGGCAAAAUGGAUUUUGCCAUGUGGCAUUUUUUCGCCAUGUGGCAUUUUUUUGGGCAAGAGCCAAAAUUGAUUUUGCCAUGUGGCAAAAAAAAUUCCACAUGUAAAAAAAUGUCACAUGGCGAAAUCAAUUUUGCCACAUGGCAAAAAAAAAUGACACAUGGCAAAAUCAAUUUUGCCACAUGGCAAAACAAUUCCACAUGGCAGAAAAAAAGCCACAUCACAAAAUCAAUUUUGCCACAUAGCAAAACAAUUCCACAUUGCAGAAAAAAAGCCACAUGGCGAAAUCCAUUUUGCCACAUUGCAAAAAAAUGCCACAUUGCAAAGAAAAAAAGCCACAUGGCAAAAUCAAUUUGGCCACUUGGCAAAAAAAUGACACACGGCAAAAAAAUGAAACAAGUAAAAAAAAAUGUCACAUGGCAGAAAAAAAGCCACAUGGCAGAAUCAAUUUUGCCUUGUGGCAAAAAAAAUGCCACACAGCAAAAAAAAAAAUUAAAAAAAAAUAAAAAACAUGCCACAUGGCAAAAAAAAUGCCACAUUGCAGAGAAAAAAGCCACAUGGCAAAAUUCAUUUGGCCACUUUGCAAAAAAAUCCCAAAUAGCAAAUUCAAUUUUUCCACAUGGCAAAAAAAAAAAAAACUUGGCAAAAUCCAUUUUGCCAUAUGGAAAAAAAAUGCCACAUGGCAAAAUCCAUUUUGUCACAUGACAAAUACCACUUUUGGUUCUUGAUGUCUCUCCAAAUCCGAGCCUCGAAAGCGCUUGUAAAGGGACAGUAGUAAUGAAAACGUGACCAGACGUUACCAAGGUUGUCUAAUUGUCUUGAUUUCACCACGUUACCAAAUUGUUGUUGUUGUUCCUCUUGUGUUCACUCCAUUUCAUGCACCUCACCUGGUUCUAGACUGGAAACUGGAACCACACCUUAACCUUUGAUUUUCAGUCACUUCUCGUUUGUUUUGGGCAUUUAUGAGUUUCUGUUGAUUUGGGGGCGUAUAUUGGUCAUUUCCUGUUGAUUUUGGGUUACUGAACAGGAAUGAGAAUUUUGGAGCAUUUCAGGUCAUUUCCUGUUGAUGUUGAAGGCAUUUACGUGUCACUUCCUUUUCAUUAACCCAAAAAUAACAGUAAGUUGAGUAACCCAAAAUCAAAAGAAAGUCACCGAAAAUAAAGAAAUAACCUGAAAUGCUACAAAAUUAACUCGUUCCUGUUCAGUAACCCAAAAUCAACAGAAAGUGACCUGUAAAUACCCCAAAAAGAAAGAUAAGUGGGCAAAAAUCAACAGGCAAUGACCCAAAAUUCCCCCACAUGAAGAGAAAAUGACCAUUUCUUGUUGAUUUUGGGUCACUUCCUAUCGAUUUUGAAGGCAUGUAUGGGUCACUUCCUUUUCAGUAACCUUAAAAAAAGAGGAAAUGACUCGUAAAUGCCUUGAAAAUUAAGUGGAAGUGAUUAAAAAUCAACAGGAAAUGCCCCAACAUUUCCUGUGCAUAUUUGGUCACUUAUCGUUGUUUUGGGAGGCAUUUCUGGGUCACUUUUCUGUUCAUUUGUUGGUAUUUACGGGUCACUUUCUGUUGAUUUAGGGUGACUGAACUGGAAGUGACCUGUAAAUUCCUCCAAAAUCAACAGGAAGUGACCAAAAAUCAACAGGAAAUGACCAAAAAAUGCUACAAAAUGAACUCCUUCCUGAUUCAUUUACGAGUCACUUCCUGUUAGGUAGCCCAAGAUCAACAGGAUGUGUGACCUGUAAAUGCCUUCAAUAUCAACAGGAAAUGACCCAAAAUGCUCCAUAAUUAACUGAUUCCUGUUCAGUAACCCAAAAUCAACCAUCAACAGAAAGUGACCGAAAAUUGACAGAAAUGACCCAAAAUGUUCCUAAAUUAAUUAAACCAAUUAAUUGACGGCGCUAAACACCAGAAGUGAAUGUGUCACUUCCUGUUGAGUAACCCAAAAUCAACAGGAAAUGACCUGUUAAUUGCCCCAAAAACAACAGGAAGUGACCCCUUAAAUGCCUUCAAAAUCAACCGGAAUGCUUCUAAAAAAACGAGAAACGACCCAAAAUGCUCCAACAUUUCCUGUUGAUUUCGAAAGCAUUUACGAGCCACUUCCUCUUGAUUUUGGGAUAAUUACAGUUCACAUCCUGUUAAACUUGGGCUUCUGAAUAGGAAGUGACUCCCAAAUGUCACAAACGAAUCAGGAAUGAGUUCAUUUUGGAGCAUUUCGGAGCACUUCCUGUUGAUUUGCAGUCACUUCCCGCCAAAAUCAACAGGUAGUGACCGCAAACACCUUCAAAUUCGACAGAAAGUAACCGAAAAUUGACAGAAAUGACCCGAAAUGUUACCGAAUUUACUCAUUACAAAUGAUGGCACUAGACGCUACAAGUGACUAUGUCACUUCCUGUUCAGUAACCCAAAAUCAACAGGAAACGACCCGUAAUUGCCCCGAAAACAAUAGGAAGUGACCCUUAAAUGCCAUGAAAAUCAACAGGAAUUGACCUGAAAUGCCUCCAACACCGGGACCCAAAGACCUUGCUUUAGACGUCUAAUUCUUUUUAAUUGGGAGUUACGAAUGUUUGUUAUUUUGGAGCAUUUUAGGCCACUUCCUGUUAAUAUAUCAGCAUUUACGAGUCACUGUUGAUUUUUGGGUUAAUAAACAGGAAGUGACCCGAGAAUGUCCCAAAACUGACUUCAAAUCUACAGGAAGAGACCUAUAAAUGCCCUCAAAUGAACAGGAAUUUAAUGUUUUUCCGUUUUUUCACCUGAAUUUUAACCCGGAACUGAACUUUGACCUGACCUGAACUGGACCUGGACAAAAUCCUGGAUCCGGAUCUGACCCUGUAACUGGUGCUGAACUGUAUCAGGAUCUGGAAUGGAUCUACUUGUCCCGGGUCGAAGCAUAGUUUUGAGUGCAGCGUCCAAUUUUAUUGUUUGUUUUCAGCACUUUGGGAGUUUGCAGUACAUCACACACAAAUGCACACGCAGGGUGUUGAGAUUUUUGUGUGCGUGGAGUUGACAAUAAAAUGUUUGUUGAACUUUU